AUGGACCCACAACAGGCGCGGCCCAACGAUGACGGGUUCGGCGCCUACAUCAACGCAAUAGGGUGGUUGCUCUUGUCGCUGGCAGGCAUCGUGGUCGGCGCGAGGAUAUGGGCCAAGAUAUCCGCACGGAAGGGGCUCUGGUGGGAUGACUAUAUUGUGUUGGCAGCAUGGGUGAGCAUGAGCCCAUUCCAUACCACGGCCACUAUCAUCAUGCUCCUAGCAGACGUGAUCGUCACCACCGCGGCCGUUGACGCCGGCCUGGGCAAGCACAUCAACAGCGUGACAGGCGACACGCUCAUCCGGACGAUGCUCCUCAGCGCCGUGGCGCAGACACUGUCCAUCCUCGGAGCAGCCUGGUCCAAGAUCUCUUUCGCCGUGACGCUGCUGCGGCUGGCCGUCGUCUCGCACGUCCGCUACCUGGUCUGGUUCAUCAUCGUCUCGCUGAACAUCUUCUUGACCUUCGCCGCCUUCCUACCGCUGUUCCAGUGCACGCCGGUAGGGCGGAGCUUCGACCCGAACAUCGAGGGGAGGUGCUGGGACCGGACACUGGUGCUGGUGUUGACCGUCUUCGGCGCGGCAUACUCGGCGGCUGCGGACUUUGCGUUGGCGAUCAUCCCGUGGGUGCUCAUCUGGAACUUGCAGAUGAACCUAAAGGAGAAGAUUGGGGUGGGGAAUUUGUAUGAGCUUGGGCAUAGUAGCCGGCGCGACCUCCAUAAUGCGCUGCCUGAAAAUACCACUACUCCUAACCGACGACUUCACCUUCGAAUCAGGCCAGCUCUCAAUAUGGUCCGCCGCCGAGAUCGCAACGACGAUAAUGGCAACUUCGAUACCGUGCUGCGCCUGUGGCUCAAGACCGCCGUGAGCGUGCACUCGCGGUACCACCUCUCCUCCACGGACGGGACCUUCGACGGGCGCGGCGUCCUGAACCACCAGCAGCAGCAGCGCUCCAAGAUGAGCACCAUGGCGACCACCACCACCAUCACGAGCGGCGGCAACAGCAGCAACAUGGUCCGCAAGGCGAGCAGCAAGCGCGGGCGCGCCGCCAAGCUCGCGGACCUGGGCUGGGCCAGCCGCAGCAGCUCCGAGUCUGAGGACCUCGAGGGCUUCGGGUCGCCUGCGGACGGGAUCCGCGGCGGCGCGGCGGGUGGUAUUGUCAAGAUGGAGACGAUCACCGUGAAUUAUGAUAGGAGGACGUCUAGCAUGGUUGGCUAG
This is a messenger RNA of Diaporthe citri, 1212 nucleotides long. RefSeq lists its product as uncharacterized. Lineage: Eukaryota; Fungi; Ascomycota; Sordariomycetes; Diaporthales; Diaporthaceae. The transcript has 3 exons. The record is from RefSeq and is a predicted model, not a curated record. The coding region runs from base 1 to 1212 and encodes 403 amino acids.